Molecule: messenger RNA, 5626 nt
Organism: Maniola jurtina (meadow brown)
Lineage: Eukaryota; Metazoa; Arthropoda; Insecta; Lepidoptera; Nymphalidae
Product: guanine nucleotide exchange factor DBS-like
Exons: 20
Coding region: 362-3490 (1042 amino acids)
Biological process (GO): intracellular signal transduction
Cellular component (GO): cytoplasm
Molecular function (GO): guanyl-nucleotide exchange factor activity; protein binding
Source: RefSeq, a predicted model, not a curated record
UUAAAGUGGCAACACCAGUGAACAGCUGUUCAUGACGAUCGAUAGAUGUCGGUGGGUGUCGCUUUAUUUUCGAUGCCGUAUAGAAUAUAACUAUAUCAUAACGGUAUCCGUAGUACGAUCGUUUCAGUGUCUACGGCCCUUUGAUGCUUGCGGAGAAUCAGAUUUUUUUGGAUAAAAUUAUACGUAUUGAUGGGUGAAUUCGGUGCGACAAUGACGUAUAAUGACGCAGUGUGUAAAUUUUUCGGGAACUCUAAAUUAAUUCACCUCAACGACCGAAAUAUUCGAGAUUCAUAAUAACAUUAUGUGAAAUAUCGUAGCUGGAUACGAUUUUGUGUUUGUUUUCGGUGUUUCGGUGGUAACGAUGGCCAGCACUCCGAGUAUAGAGACACAAAUAGACAGCUUCUUAGAACAGUUCAAGAGAAGUGCCUCGAAGGCCAUGGAGGAAAAGAUGGAGUGGCCCGACGGUCCAUCUCCAGGUUCCAUGGUGAAAUCGCGUAGCAGCUGCUUCACGUUGGAUUCUUCUUCGGGUGAAGCAGAAUGCGACGGCUGCGGCAGCGACAACGAGGAGGGGCGCAGCGUGGGCGAGCUUCUCUUGCCGCAGUAUGUGCUGGCCACGGGUGGACUGGCGCGCGACCACCGCCCGCUGGUCACCUUCCCCGACAACAACAACUUCCACAUGCUCACCGCCGCCGAGUACCGCCGCCUUCUACUCUACCUCACCUCUGUGCCCUCAUUAUUGGAAGCAGAAAUGGGGUUCCACAUAAUAGUCGACCGAAGAAAAGAUAGAUGGAAUUCUGUUAAAGCUGUGUUACUUCGAAUAUCGGAGUUCUUUCCAGGCAUCAUCCACGCAGUAUACGUUCUCCGACCCGCGAGUUUCCUCCAGAAAGCGCUAUCUGAAGUUAGCAGCAAGCUGUUCAAAGAAGAGUUCCGGUUUAGAGUGCUAGUCUGCUCGUGCUUGGAGGAACUGUAUGAACACUUCGACCGCUCGCAGUUGACACCUGACCUGGGCGGAGACCUCCAGUAUUCACAUUCGGAAUGGAUACAGCAGCGAAUUGCUUUGGAGAAGUUCUCAACACUGAUGAAGGAGAUAUCGAGUAAGCUGGACGACUUUAUGCGCGAAAUAGUGGACUGCGAUAUGGGCAACGAUCCUACACAAACCAAAGAAUUGUUAGACUCACAAGAAUAUAGAUAUAAAGCUUUAAAAACCGAACUUUCUUCAGCGACGAGUCAGGGCGAGGAGUUGCUGUCGCAAGUGCGCAAACCAAAUCUUAAUUAUAAUAUUAUUAGCCAUGUUGCUGCUGUUGAAAGGUUACUUGUACAACUCGAUGAGACUGAAAAACAAUUCGACAAUUUUUGGCAGAAACAUUCCAUGAAAUUAAAUCACUGGUUGAAAUUUAGAACAUUUUUAUUAAACUUUAAACAAAUGCAGGCUACUUUAGAUGGUCAUUUAAAGACAGCAUGUGAUAUGACUGAAGUCGGUGAAACGGCAAACAGGGUUGAAAGCCUUAUUGCAGAAGCUAACGACUUUGAAAAGCUGUGCAACUGCGAUCUCAACUCUGCUUCAUCAGUUAUAGACGAAGGAGAAAUAUUAAUGAAGGACCCUUUGAGUUCAGUGGACCACAUAGAAUCGAAAUGCGAGGAAUUAAGACGAACGAGUUCAUUACUUAUGGAUAAAAUACAAAAACGAAAUCUGCUACUUACCAAAGCUAGAGAAUUAAUGGAUAGGAUAGAUAAGGCAAAUGACUGGUGCGCGACGGGCGUGGAGAUAUUAGCGGGCGAAGGAGGUCUCAUAGCGGUGGAUAAACUGCUGGAGGAUGCAAAGAGCUUCGGGCUCGCGGCGCCCGAGCAGUUCCGAGAUAUGCUCAUGCAGAGUGCUACUCAGGAAACCAGGGCUCUAGUCACACAGGUGUGCCAGCGAGUAGAAGACGUCUGGCUCAUGGUGUCAGUCAAGCGGGCGUCCCUCGUCCGCGCCGCGGCCAAGCCCGCCCGCCCCGUGCAGUCCGUACCUCCACACAGCGCAGCUCUGCCCGUGCUGAAUAACCACCAGAUGGAGACGUCAGGAGGGUCAGAGAGUUCGGGCGGCGAAGACGCAGAGGCGCGGCGGUCGCGGCGGGGUCACGUGCUCGCCGAACUGCUGCAGACUGAACGGGUUUACGUGCAAGAACUUGGCUCUAUACUUACCGGUUAUAAAGAAGAAUUAGAAAAACCGGAAAAUCAACACGUUCUACCAGCAGGUCUGGUUGGACAGACAGACGUGUUAUUCGGCAACCUACACGAACUCUUCACAUUCCAUCAAGACGUAUUUCUGAAAGACUUGGAACGAUCAAUUUCGGCCACCGAACUCGUCGCGUUGUGUUUUGUUGAAAAAAGAGAGACAUUUUUCCGCCUGUACAGCUACUACUGCCAGAAUAUCCCUCGUUCAGAGCGGUUACGUGAGACGUUAGUGGACACUCAUCUCUUCCUGCAGGCUUGUCAACAGCGGCUGGGACACAAACUGCCGCUUGCUGCAUACCUUCUCAAACCCGUGCAGAGGAUUACCAAAUAUCAAUUAUUGCUUAAGGAUUUGCUUCGCUACAGCGAGUGUGGGUCGAUGAGCGCGGGCCUGCAGCAGGCGCUGGACUGCAUGCUGGUGGUGCUCAAAUGUGUCAACGACUCCAUGCAUCAGAUUGCCAUCACCGGCGUUCCUGUGGACCUUAAUCAGCAAGGCGAGCUACUGUUACAAAGUUCAUUCAUGGUGGUGACAGAGAACAAACGCGACCUCCGGCUCAGGAUACGGCCGCGACGCCGACAUAUAUUCCUCUACGAAAAGGCCAUGCUGUUCUGCAAGUCUGGCACCAAGAACAGUCACAACAAAGCCACUUAUCACUUCAAACAUGAUCUCCAAAUGUCACAAGUGGGUCUAACAGAGUCCGUAAAGGGCGACCCGCGUAAAUUCGAGGUAUGGCGCCAGGGCAGGUCGGAGGUGCACACGAUCACGGCGCCCACGGUGGAGGUGAAGCGCGCGUGGGUGGAGCGCAUCAAGCGCGUGCUGCUCGACCAGCUCAACGAGCUCAAGGGCGAGCGAGUGAGGCAGUAUGGCGCACAGCAGCACCAUAGAACACUAAUACAAACGAGUUCGUGGGACCUGGGCCCGGGCGGGGGCGCGCGCGUGGGUGCGGUUGGCGGGGCGGCACGCGCGGCGUCGGUGGACGCGCACGACGAGCCAUGCUGGUCCACCGACCCCUCCGACGACGACGACGACGAGCCCGAACACGCGCCGGCGGUGGGGUGUCCGCUGGUGGCGUUGUCGGACUACACGGCGGUGGGCGCGAGCGAGGUGUCGCUGCGCGAGGGGCAGCACGCCGACUUGCUCAAGGUGGGCUGCGCCGGCUGGUGGUACGUGCGACUUGCAGGUGGUCAAGGCGAAGGUUGGGCGCCGGCGGCCUACCUGGACCAGCGCAAGACUUCGCGCUCGUCGAGUCGAUCGCACGACCGGUUGCACGACCACUGAACGCGAUACUCUCGCGAGAUGAGACUCUUCUACAUGCACGGCACUUAAUACAGUUCGCGUCAGGAAAGUUGAAUAAGUGACCAGUUACUGCGCGGUUCCAAUUUUCUUCACAGACUUGUAUGUUCAGAUUUGUGUAAAGCAGGGCUUGGAAUCAGUUUCGAAAACGGUUAAUAUUGUUAAUGAAACCGUUAUUCUGUUCAUCGAUUAACCGGUCAAUAAAAAAACGGUUUAUAUAAGUUAAACAGAAUUUUAAGACUUGCGCUAAGCGAAGCGACCAGAAUAAAUCGGUUUUACAAAAAAAAAAAUCACACCCGUCCGCUGUUGAUUAAAUUGUCUUAACUUCUAUUAACCGGUUAAUUUGACGACCGAAUAGGAAAUUGUAAUGAAGCUGUUUUCUUAUCAACCGGUUAAAAUAUCAGUAAUUGAAACCUAACCACAAUUAUUACUGGUUCGGGAUCAAUGACUGAAACCGGUUUGGAAAAUUAACCGAUUUCCGAGCCCUGGUGUAAAGUCCCUUGGAUGCGUUGGCCCGACACGCUCGGCGAAAAUUUGCUGCGAGCGGUUAGCGUUGGCAGUUUGUUUACUAGCGUAAUGUAUGUAGGUUUAGAUGCACAUAUGAAAGGAUCUUGAUGAAAUUCGCGAAUAGCGUGGCCAGCACUCUCCCAGUGCAUGGGGAUAACGUGAAGUGGUUGCUCCAGAGAAGAAUUGACACCACUUUUCAGUUGUGAAGCUUAGUUGUAGGCGUUGAACUUGUAAAAUCGAAUGAUUUUUUUCAACCUAUGUGGUGGAAUAGCUAACUGCUUGCGAUGGAUGUGUUGUAAAAUUUCGAUAAACGCGUAAGAACUUCGAGUUCAAAAUCUUAAAAGUCGAUGUGUAAUUGUUGCUAGUUGGAUUGCAUUUAGGAUUAUUGAUUGUGGGUUGUAAAUUGUUUGUUUAGUGAAUCAAAUGUUGUAUGAAAGUUUUUUGUUCUGGAUUCUGAUACGUAAUUUGCUGUUUUUGAAUUGGUGCUUAAAUUAUGAUGACGUAUUUUUUUUACUGGUGCUAAAGUUUAAUCUUUACUAGAGUCACCACUUAAAAAAAAUUAAAUUUUUAUCUGUUUCAAAUAACGGCUUUUUAAUUGCUGUUUUUAUUUGGUAUCAUAAUAAUUAUGCGUUUUUGAAUUUGUGAUUAUGGAUGUUUGUGUGGAGUAAAUGUAGUAGAAGUAUUAGGUAUGUAGCGCCUAUUUCACCCCACUUGUUUGUUAAUGUCAAACAAAUGUGUCAGUUUUGUUGUGCAUAAAAUUUUAGCCUACACUGACCGGACUGAAGGUACUUGGUACUUACUGAGGAACUUUUCAAAAUGUCUUCGAAAAUAGUGACUAAUUUAUUCCUCCAAAUAAUAUAACGAUUUAUUCAGAAUAUAUCAUUAUUAUUAUUUUAACCUUCUUAUUGGGAGACUCCGAUGGUAGAGUUAAAUGGAGAAACUUUCUAAAAACUUUUAUAAAAACAGAUGAUUUUAAAUUAAAACAUCUUUAUCAGUAUAUAAUCCGCAAAAAAGCAUAGAAUUUAAGCCCUGUUCAAUUUAGUCCAAAAUUUUGUGUGCAACAGAAACGACGUCCAGUAACAUUGUUAAAAUGUAUGUAAAUGUUGUUCUAAAAAGCUUUAUUGUAAAUUAGUGUUAGAGAUAGAUCGUUAUAUUUACGAUUCGGAGUAUCCAAAGCUAUUGUAUAGUGACGUAGGACGUAGCGGAGGAGUUGGUAGAAUAUUUUGAGAGGAUACCUACUUGAUAAAAGCUAAAAGUGGCAGACUGGGAAAAGAAAAUCUCUACGGUCUACAAUUUAAAUGACAGUCAAUAUUGUUUGCAAAUUCUCAAAACUCACUAGCAUAAGCAAUCUCAUAAAAUGCGUUUCAGUUUGUUUCAGUCAACUGUAAUAUUUCAUCACAUUUUCAUUGGGGAAAAUCUUUUCCUGCUUGAGAUUAAAAAUAUAGGACGCUUAUUAUAUGGUUUGACGUCCUAGAAUCGUAUUGUAGGUUUAAACAGAUUUUUAAUUACUAAGCAUACAUAUAAUAAAAUCUUUCAGCUUUUAUCAAACACCAUCUCAAAAUUUCCCACGAGCUCUUGGAACAUUGUUGAAAGCAGCCGUGACUGUAAUAUUUU